Molecule: messenger RNA, 2495 nt
Organism: Nelumbo nucifera (sacred lotus)
Lineage: Eukaryota; Viridiplantae; Streptophyta; Magnoliopsida; Proteales; Nelumbonaceae
Product: putative potassium transporter 17
Biological process (GO): potassium ion transmembrane transport
Cellular component (GO): membrane
Molecular function (GO): potassium ion transmembrane transporter activity
Source: RefSeq, a predicted model, not a curated record
UUUUUUUUUGCCUUCUCUGGUUUUUCCGUUUCUCUGAUCGGUGAUUUUGUCCAAUGGAUUCUUGUUCCUGCUAUGCCAUUGUGCCUGCUUUCUGCACAUAACCUCUUCUCUUUUAUUAUUUUCAGUGAUGAAAUUGAAUCGGACCCUUUUUCUUUGAAACUUGUCUGUUCAUUUUAAUCUCUUGAUUAUCCUAUUCAUCAAUGUGUUUCUUGUCUGUGGAGGGGAGCAGUAGGUGGAGCAAUCUGUACCUUGCUUACAAGACGCUUGGAGUCGUUUUUGGGGGACUUGUUACUUCCCCUCUUUAUGUGUACCCUUCAAUGAAUUUGAAAUCUCCUACUGAAAAUGACUACUUGGGAAUUUACAGCAUCAUGUUUUGGACUCUCACUCUCAUUGGCGUGGUCAAGUAUGCUUAUAUAGCUCUUAAAGCUGAUGAUCAUGGUGAAGGUGGUACUUUUGCCUUAUAUUCAUUACUUUGUAGGCAUGUAAACAUUGGGAUUCUUUCUUCCAAACGCAAUGAUUCGAACCCGGGCAUUUCACAUUCCUGCCAGUAUGAAGGUCCUCAAAAGCCAAGCAGGUUGGCAAGAUUUUUUGAAGGGAGUGUGGUUGCAAGAAGGGUAUUGCUUUUCAUUGCAAUGCUGGGAAUGUGUAUGCUAAUUGGUGAUGGUAUCCUUACUCCUGCAAUUUCAGUGUUAUCAGCAAUGGAUGGACUAAGAGCACCUUUUCCUUCUGUCAGUAAAUCUCUUGUUGAAGGUCUCUCUGCAAUAGUUUUGAUUGUUCUGUUCCUGCUGCAAAAGUAUGGCACUUCACGAGUGAGUUUCCUCUUCUCUCCUAUCAUGGGUACAUGGACUUUAACCACACCAAUGGUGGGCAUAUAUGGCAUCAUACAACACUACCCAUCUAUAUUCAAGGCUUUAUCACCUCACUACAUCAUCCAUUUCUUCCUGAGAAAUGGAAAGGAAGGCUGGCUGCUGCUUGGUGGCACUGUUCUUUGUAUUACUGGUUCUGAAGCAAUGUUUGCAGAUCUUGGUCAUUUCAAUCAGAGGUCAAUUCAGAUGGCCUUUUUAUUCACCAUAUAUCCAUCGCUGGUCUUGACAUAUGCAGGACAGACAGCAUAUCUGAUUAAGCACCCUAAUGAUCAUGAUGAUGGGUUUUACAAGUUUGUACCUACCACAGUCUACUGGCCCAUGUUCAUUAUAGCCACACUUGCAGCAAUUGUCGCAAGUCAAUCACUAAUAUCUGCUACAUUUUCUGUUAUCAAGCAAUCUGUGGUAUUGGAUUAUUUCCCUCGAGUCAAGGUAGUGCACACUUCUCCCAACAAAGAAGGGGAGGUUUACUCACCAGAAGUCAACUACAUCCUCAUGGUUCUCUGUGUUGCUGUCAUACUUAUUUUUGGAGAUGGAAAAGACAUAGGAAAUGCUUUUGGUGUUGUGGUUAGUCUGGUUAUGCUCAUCACUACCAUUUUACUAACAUUAGUCAUGGUCAUGAUAUGGAGAAAACCAUUAUUGCUGGUUGGACUUUAUUUUGUUGUGUUUUUUACCAUGGAAGGUGCUUAUGUAAGUGCUGUAUUCACUAAGAUCCCAGAGGGUGGAUGGAUACCUUUUGCAAUUUCCUUCAUCCUUGCAUUAAUCAUGUUCGGCUGGUUCUAUGGGAGGCAGAGAAAGAUAGAGUAUGAGAUGACCCAUAAGAUAGACUUGGAAACUCUAAGUAUGCUAUUGUCAGACCCUGGAAUCCAAAGGGUUCCAGGCAUGUGCUUCUUUUACAGCAACAUCCAGGAUGGAUUGACUCCGAUCCUUGGGCAUUAUAUCAAGAACAUGAGAUCCAUGCACAAAAUCACUGUUUUCACAACACUCAGGUACCUAUUGGUUCCUAAAGUGGCUCCAAAUGAAAGGAUUGUCAUCAAGAAAUUGGGCCUCAAGGGGGUGUAUGGUUGUCUGAUUCAGUAUGGCUAUGCCGACUCUCUCAAUCUUGAAGGAGAUGAUUUAGUUAGUCAAGUUACUGAUAGCUUGCAAGCUCUUAUAGAGAACCAUUCUGGCCUUUUACCAUCAGUUCCUUUGUCAAUUGAAGAAGAAUUACUGGAGUUGGAAACAGCCAAAUUGACAGGCAUUGUUCAUAUUCGAGGGAAGGCGAGGUUUUACAUAGGCAAGAACUCCACCUUGUUUGAUAAGGCAAUGCUUGCAUUUUAUGAAGUUCUACACAACAAUUGCAGGUCUGCACUUCCAGCUUUGGGGAUACCACUCCCACAGCGAAUUGAAGUUGGCAUGCUUUACGAGGCUUGAAGGAUAUUGUAUCUCCAUUGAGUAUUUACAUUAUAGUUGUAUCAAAAAAUAACAUACAGAAAACUUGGAGAGCUGAAUAUAGGUGGUGUCUGACAUCAAGAAUAGAAUCAACGAGAAAUAUUUGCUCUUAAUAUGCGGGAUGAUUAUUUUGUAAACGAACCACUGGAAUGGAAUUUUGAAGAUGCAAAUAAUUCUAGUUUACCUUUUUGGUGCCUUAGA